This is a messenger RNA of Acanthoscelides obtectus, 535 nucleotides long. The record is from the annotation of a GenBank genome assembly. NCBI's taxonomy places the organism in Eukaryota, Metazoa, Arthropoda, Insecta, Coleoptera, Chrysomelidae.
AUGGCUCUGACACCAGCGGAAAAGCAGCGUCGGUAUAGGCUGAAGUUGAAGCUGGACCCCGUAAAAAAUGAUGAAGCUAAAAGAAAACACCUUGAAAGAUACCACGCCAAAAAAAAACUAGUGAAAGAUAUGACUGAGCGAGAGCAUAGAGCUGCUAAACGUAGAUGGAAGAUUGCAAAUAAGAAACGGCGAGAACGACAAAAAGCUGCACAGCAACUGGUAGAAAACACGCCGCCUUUCACACCACGUUCAGGAACUCCAGAUUCUCCCAGGUGUAGAAGCCGGAAACGGGUGAGGCGCGACCAAUCUGCGUUAUAUAGACAGAAUGUGAAAUUACAGGAAGAACUGGAAAGACUAAAAAAGAAGUGUAAUAAGUACAAGAAGAGGUAUCAAAGGGCGACAGCCUAGGAUCAAUCCUGAUAACACUAAAUAUUCUACAUUAUCAAAUGCUAUUAGGGUUCAUUACACAGGACUGACAACAGUAAAAGAAAAGAGAGCUCUAAGACAAGUUUCCCACGGAGAAGCCAUAUCAAAG